Molecule: messenger RNA, 2128 nt
Organism: Coffea eugenioides
Lineage: Eukaryota; Viridiplantae; Streptophyta; Magnoliopsida; Gentianales; Rubiaceae
Product: UPF0481 protein At3g47200
Exons: 1
Coding region: 324-1940 (538 amino acids)
Source: RefSeq, a predicted model, not a curated record
GUAAUACACAGUACUACAAAACAAGUUGUCCUGUACAUUUCAUCAUGAUAGAAUAGAACACCGAAAAGCAAAAGGAAGGGGAGUUUUAUUACAAAUGACUCGCGUGAAAGUUGGAGUUGGAUUGGCUCAACUUCAACGUCAAAGAAUUAUUAGAAGUCACCAACUUUUUCAUUAUUGUUCCAUGGCCAGCAUGCUGAUUUAGAGAUUCCUCCAAGAAAGCGUACCGACUUUUUUGAUAAAGCUUUUAAUGGUUAACGGAGAACAAUCUACUUGACGAAAACCUGGAGAAAUAUCACAUACCUUUUCCUUUUCUCUCUCCGACAAUGGUGGCUGUGUUCAACAAAGAGCUCUUGAGUUGGUACCUCAUCACCCUCAAACUCAACGAAACUGUUGAAGCUGGACUUCAAAAGGUUCAAAACCCUACAACUGCAACUCGGUCAAUUGAACUCUCACAAGAAGUACGAGCCCAGCGGCCGCUGCAGGUGCAGAAAGAACAGCAUCAACCCUUGGAUUCAUUGCAGGUUGCGGUCAAAGAUGUAACUAGUAAUGUUGAAGAGGGUCCCAAAUCACCAGAACCAGAGUGGGUGAUCAGCAUCAGAGAAAAACUUGAUCAUGCUAACCAAGAUGAUGACGCAGUUACAUGGUCAAAGCUCUGCAUCUACAGAGUGCCUCAAUACCUGCGAGAAGGCGAUGAUAAAGCUUAUCUGCCCCAGAUUGUCUCCUUGGGACCUUAUCAUCAUAACAAAAAGAGACUUCGCAAUAUGGAUCCUCACAAAUGGCGUGCUGUUUACCAUAUUCUGAAACGGACUAAUCAAGAUAUAAAGCUGUAUCUUGAUGCUAUCAAAGAACUUGAAGAAAGAGCUCGUGCUUGUUAUGAAGGACCAAUUUGCCUCAGCAGCAAUGAGUUCGUGGAGAUGAUGGUUCUUGAUUGUUGUUUUAUUCUGGAGCUCUUUCGUGGCGCUGCUGAAGGAUUCAAUCAGCUUGAUUACUCUAGAAAUGAUCCGAUAUUUGCAAUGCGAGGCUCAAUGCAUUCCAUUCAACGGGAUAUGAUAAUGCUGGAGAACCAAAUUCCUCUAUUCGUACUUGAUCGGCUAUUUGGUCUUCAGAUGGGUCAGCCGGACCUGAAAGGAAUAGUGGCUAAGCUAGCUUUGAGAUUCUUCGAUCCAUUGACCCCGACGGACGAACCAUUGACAAAUAGUGACAGGACCAAAUUGGAAUCAUCGUUGGGACACACUUCCGCUUUUGAUCCACUGGCGGAACUAGGAGGUCUUCACUCCCUUGAUGUCUUCCGAAGGAGUCUUCUUCGAAUAGGGCCUCAACCAACACCCAGGAUUUGGGUAAAAAGGUGGUCGCAUUCCAACCGUGUAGCAGACAAGCGAAGACAGCAGCUACUCCAUUGUGUCACGGAGCUAAGAGAGGCUGGGAUUAAUUUCAAGAAAAGGAAGACUGACAGAUUCUGGGAUGUGAAAUUCAAGAAUGGAGUUCUCAAGAUUCCUCGGCUCCUAAUCCACGAUGGCACAAAAUCCCUCUUUCUCAACCUUAUCGCUUUUGAGCAAUGUCAUCUUGACAGCACCAAUUACAUAACCUCAUAUGUGGUCUUCAUGGAUAACUUGAUCAAUUCCCCAGAAGAUGUAAGCGUCCUACAUUAUGAUGGGAUAAUCGAGCACUGGCUUGGCAGUGAUGCUGAAGUUGCUGAUCUUUUCAAUCGUCUUUGCCAAGAGGUGGUUUUUGACAUAAACGACAGUUAUCUUUCUCCAUUGUCUCAGCAAGUAAACCGCUAUUGUGAGCACAGGUGGAACACCUGGCGAGCAACUUUAAGUCACAAGUAUUUCAAUAAUCCGUGGGCAAUUAUCUCCUUCGUUGCUGCAGUGGUCUUGUUACUGCUAACUCUUGCGCAGACGUUCUAUGGGAUUUAUGGCUACUAUGAACCGCAUUCUUAAGCCUGUUAUACAAUGGUCUGUUUAUAUUCAUAAUCAACAAGAGAGAAUUGCUUGAACGCAUUACAUAUCUAUCAAGAAACAGUGAAUUGUUUGAUUUUAAGGUAGGAAAUGAGUGAGCGAGCUUUCUCUGCAACCUAAUGGAAUUUACGAGUCAUUCUACUAUCUAUGAAAGGAGCUUCGUUAUUACA